Molecule: messenger RNA, 772 nt
Organism: Ceratosolen solmsi marchali
Lineage: Eukaryota; Metazoa; Arthropoda; Insecta; Hymenoptera; Agaonidae
Gene: MED6
Product: mediator complex subunit 6
Exons: 5
Coding region: 1-690 (229 amino acids)
Biological process (GO): regulation of transcription by RNA polymerase II
Cellular component (GO): mediator complex
Molecular function (GO): transcription coregulator activity
Source: RefSeq, a predicted model, not a curated record
AUGAUUCCCGGUCGAUUAUCUAUGCCAGAAAAUCCUUUGGGACUGUCUUGGCAUGAUAGUGCUUGGAUUCCGAUGCUCAAUCCAAGCAAUAUAAUGGAUUACUUUUCAGAAAGAUCUAAUCCUUUUUAUGAUAGGACUUGUAAUAAUGAAAUUGUAAAAAUGCAGCGACUCAAUCCUGAUCAACUUACAAAUAUGACUGGAUUAGAAUAUAUACUUUUACAUGUUCAAGAACCAAUUUUAUAUGUGAUACGUAAACAACAUCGUCAUAGUCCUACUCAAGCAACCCCAUUAGCUGAUUACUAUAUAAUUGCAGGAGUUGUUUAUCAAGCUCCUGAUUUAGCAUCCGUAGUUAAUUCUAGAUUGUUAUCAGCAGUUCAUCAUAUACAAUCUGCUUUUGAAGAAGCUAGUAGUUGUUCUCGAUAUCAUCCUAGUAAAGGAUAUUCGUGGGACUUUAAAAAUGGUAAAACUGCAACAGCUCAAAAAGAAACUCCUGUUAGAGAAGAGCCUAGUACAUUAUUUCAAAGACAAAGAGUUGAUAUGCUGCUUGGAGAACUAACAAGAAAAUAUCCCAUACCAAUUCCAAAACCAAUACAAACUGUAAUUGAACCUUCAAUACAAAUUAAACAAGAAUCUCAAUCUGAAAAGAAAGAUAUGAAACCACCACCAGAACGUAAGCCAAGAUUAAAUUGACAUUGUUUAAUUUGUAACUUUGAUCAAAAUAUUAUUUAAUUAUUAUGUAAAUGAAAUAUAUAUAUAUAUAUAACCAGCAGGC